AUGACAGUGAAGUUGGGAGACGGCGGCGGCGGCGGGGAGGACGGGCUCAAGCGGCUGGGCAAGCGGGCGGCCGACGACGACUCGCUGGAGGGCGAGGGGCCCGGCGGCGGGGACGCGGCCGACGAGAGCGGCGGCACAAAGAGGGACACCAGGACCCCCCGGGACGGCGGCGACGGCCCCCCGGCGCCCGCGGGCGGCCCACAGGCCCCGUCCCCACCGCCCGCCUGCCCGCAGGACCAGCACCACUUCCUCCGGUCCAGCGUGAGGCCGCAGAGCAAGAGGCUCAGGAAGGACUCGUCGUGCGCCGGCGGGAGCGGCGGCGCGGGCGGCUCGGGGCCGCGCGGAAAAGGAGCCGACGGUGGCGGAUCGUCGUCCGGAAAUGGGUCUGGGGCUGUUCCUGCUGCACCUGCGGGGGGCUCUCGCUCCUCUUCCCGGAACUUGGGGUCUUCCAGCGGUGAGAAGGAAGAAGGCAAGAAGGCCCGGCGGCAGUGGGAGUCGUGGAGCACAGAGGAUAAGAACACUUUCUUCGAGGGGCUCUAUGAGCAUGGGAAAGACUUUGAAGCCAUUCAGAACAACAUUGCCCUCAAGUACAAGAAGAAAGGCAAACCAGCAAGCAUGGUGAAGAACAAAGAGCAGGUCCGGCAUUUCUACUACCGCACGUGGCACAAGAUCACCAAGUACAUUGACUUUGAUAACGUGUUCUCCCGCGGGUUGAAGAAGUCGUCGCAGGAGCUGUACGGGCUGAUCUGCUACGGCGAGCUACGGAAGAAGGUCGGGGGCUGUAUGGAUGACAAGAACGCGACGAAGUUGAAUGAGCUCAUUCAGGCCGGGGCUACCACCGUGCGCUACAAAGGGAGAAACCUGCGGAUCAAAGCGCCCAUGUGCCGUGCGCUGAAGAAGCUCUGUGACCCGGACGGCUUGAGUGACGAAGAGGACCAGAAGCCAGUGCGCCUGCCCCUGAAGGUCCCGGUUGAGCUGCAGCCAAGGAACAACCAUGCCUGGGCCCGCGUGCAGAGCCUGGCCCAGAACCCAAGGCUCAGGAUGAUUGUGGAGCUCCACCGGAAGGUCUCCAGCCUCAUUGAGUUCCUGAAACAGAAGUGGGCACUCCACGAAGUGCGGGUCCGGAAGACGCUCGAGGACCGGCAGCUGCAGCACUCGCGAACGGAGCCGUCGCAGGAGAAGGUGGCGCUGCACCUGUUCCCAGGAGAAAGCUGCACGCUCACGCCGCUGCCGGGAGUGGCCCGAGUCGUGCACUCCAAGGCCUUCUGCACCGUGCACUGGCAGGAGGGUGGCCGGUGCAAGCAGAGCUCCAAGGAUGCCCACACGCUGCCUCCGGCGCAGAUCCUGGGCAUCCAGAGUGGGCAGGGCACGGCCAGGGGCCAGGUGAAGUGUCCACGGGGUGGUGCCGAGGGCAAGGGCCCAGGACGUCCCCCUCCUUCCACUGACGCCUCACAGAGCUCUGGAGAGAGUUCCCCUGAAAGUGCCCCUGGGGAGGGGGCCGCCCUGAGCCUCAGCAGCCUAGACACUCCUGACAGACUGCCCCCGGGGCUCCAAGAUGCCGGGGGACGGCUUGAGAAGACCCCCCGGGCUGCUCUUGCAGAGGGCAGGGAUGGCCCAGCCCGAGAGCCUGGGGAUGUGACGUGCGCCUGUGGCCAGGUGCCAGAGCUGGAAGAUGAGCUCUCCCUGCUUGACCCCUUCCCGCGCUACAUGAAGUCCUGUCAGGACCUCAUCAUCCCCGAGCAGUGCCGCUGUGCAGACUCGCGGCCCUCAGGGUGCACCUCCCCAGAGACCCGCAUCCCCAGCAGUGCAGAGGUGGCUGACCUCGCCCGGGCUGGGGCACUAUCCCCUGUCCGUGCCCUACCGGGUCCAGAGCCUCAGCCCGGCCCCAGGCUCCAGCCGGAUGUUUGCACUAAAGACUCAGCAGACGCCCCUGCAGAGGAGCCCCAGGAGAAGGUGAAUCUCUCGGAUCCCUCACCUCAGGGACAGUCUGCUGCCAAGCCUCCGAAGGAUGUCCCUGCCAGCCGGCUAGCCCAGCAGCUCCGUGAGGAGGGCUGGAACCUGCAGACCUCUGAAAGCCUUACGCUGGCCGAAGUCUACCUCAUGAUGGGCAAACCGAACAAGCUGCAGCUGGAGUAUGACUGGCUUGCUGUGCUGGGCCCUGAGGGCCAGGCCCCCGGUGGGCAGGCCCAGGGCCCCCGCACCAGCUCCCCACCCUCCACCUUCCACAAGCAGCGCCUCCUCAGCUGCCUCUUGAAGCUCAUCUCCACCGAGGUCAACCCCAGGCUGGCUCCAGAAGGGAACACCAGCUCCACGGCUUCAGUGAGGCCCACCCAGGAGGAGCAGUCGGCUACGCCCCCAGGGAAGGUGGUGACCGUCAGCUCCCGGAGCCCCCGCUGCCCGCGCAGCCAGACUGCCCUCCGCAACAGCAAGACCUUCUCUCCCAGCUCCACGCCUUGCUCCUCAGGUCUGAGAAACCCGCCGAGACCCCUGCUGGUGGCGGGCCCCUCCAGCACGGGCAGCAGUGACUCAGACGGCGGCCUUUUUGCUGUCCCGACCACUCUGCCGCCCAACAGCCGCCACGGGAAGCUCUAUUCUCCCAGUAAAGAAACAGAACUGACUUUCCGUCAGCACCUGAACUCCAUCAGCAUGCAGUCGGAUUUCUUCCUGCCAAAGCCCAGGAAGUUGCGGAACCGGCACCUGCGGAAGCCCCUGGUGGUCCAGAGAACACUGCUUCCUCGACCGUCUGAGCACCAGUCCCACAAUGUCUGUUCCUUUUCCAUCCUGUCCAAUUCCUCCGUGACUGGGAGAGGCUCGUUCAGGCCCAUCCAGUCUUCCCUGACCAAAGCAGCCCUGUCUCGGCCGAUUGUGCCCAAGGUCCUUCCACCCCCGGCCACGGGCCACCUGGCCAGUGCUAUCGACUUAGCAGCUAAAAGUGCCGGCAUCAUCCCCGGGAGCCCCCUCCCUGUCUUGGACGCUGAGGGCUUGUCUGGCAUCACUCCGCUGUCUUCAGAUGAGGUGGCCCCCACUGUCCCAGGUCAGGACUCCACCAGCACCCACCAGAAUGGAGAUUCCAUCCCCACUGUCGGGGGCACGAGCGACCCGUUCAUCAGUGUUCCCUCGAGGCCUGAGCAGGAGCCGGUGACGGACGGUUUCCAGGGCUCACCCGUGCUGUCCUUAUCCGAGCUGUCCAAGGCUCCUCUCCACAAUGGGCCCUCCGCACCCCUGCCUGCGCCGGAGGGCUCCAGCAGCCGCCUGUCCCCACCCAACGUCUCCGCGCUGCUGGACAUCUCCCUGCCCGGGCCGCCCGAGGACGUGCUCUCACAGGGCGAGCCCGCCACACACAUCAGCGACUCCAUCAUCGAGAUUGCCAUCAGCUCUGGCCAGUACGGUGAGGGAGUCCCUCUUUCUCCAGCAAAACUGAAUGGCAGUGACAGCUCCAAGAGUCUUCCCUCCCCGUCCAGCAGCCCCCAGCCCGACUGGAUCGCCUCCCCGACCCAUGACCCCCAGUGGUGCCCCAGUGACCCCACAGACUCGUCACUCAGCAGCUUGUUUGCAAGCUUCAUCUCCCCAGAGAAGAGCCGGAAGAUGCUGCCAACCCCUGCGGGGACCCACAGCAGCACCUCCCUGCUGGGCCCCAGCUUGCUGGAUGGCAACUCGAGAGACUCGUUUGUGUCCCGGUCCCUGGCUGAUGUUGCUGAGGUUGUGGAUUCCCAGCUGGUGUGCAUGAUGAAUGAAAACAGCAUCGACUACAUAUCUCGAUUCAACGAUUUGGCCCAAGAACUGUCCAUCGCCGAACCCGGCCGCCGAGAGGUUCUGUUUGAUGGCAGUGGAGGUGGCCCCCCCGUCGGUGACCUGUCCCAGUGACCAGACCUUGCCUCUGCUGGGGCAUCCUGGAGGCUGCAGAGGAGGGCUGGUGGUCCUCCACUGCGGUAUAUGUAGCCCUCUCCAGGCUAGAGAAAACAGAAAUCCAGCCCAGGACCCCCCAGAAGACAGUCUGAGCAGAGGACUCUUUGUGCCCAGAACAGACAACAUGCAGGAAGCCGUGUCCCGAUGGGGGCAGAGGG
This is a messenger RNA of Odobenus rosmarus divergens (Pacific walrus), 4064 nucleotides long. RefSeq names its product Crm, cramped-like (Drosophila) (gene CRAMP1). The record is from RefSeq and is a predicted model, not a curated record. Lineage: Eukaryota; Metazoa; Chordata; Mammalia; Carnivora; Odobenidae. Gene Ontology annotation, biological process: pattern specification process. The transcript has 20 exons. Gene Ontology annotation, molecular function: chromatin binding. Bases 1 to 3864 code for a protein of 1287 amino acids. Gene Ontology annotation, cellular component: nucleus.